AUGACGAUGUUUCUUGGACUGCAAGUGCCUCAGGAUUCUUCGGCUAUUCUACUGCAUCAGGGCAAAUAUAUUGAUGACAUUUUGGAGAAAUUCGGGUUCAAGGAUGCUAAAAUUGCUUUGACUCCCAUGGUUGAGCGACUACUGCUGACAUCAGAUCCAGAUGGAGAAUCAGCUGAUCAAACUCUAUAUCGAUCCAUGAUUGGUUCUCUGAUGUACCUUAAAGGGAGACCUAAAUUGGGUCUCUGGUAUCCUAAAAAUCUUGAAUUUGAUCUCAGCAACUAUGGAGGUUGUGACAUUGACAUGAAAUCUACAAGUGCUGGUCAUCUGGAUGCAAUAUCAAUUGCUGGAUAUGGUUUGAAUUUUCUUGACACUCCUAUCAUCUGUGAUAAUGAUGUUGCUAUUCAAAUUGUUAAAAUUCCAGUUUAG
Messenger RNA from Lactuca sativa (garden lettuce), 426 nucleotides. RefSeq lists its product as uncharacterized. The record is from RefSeq and is a predicted model, not a curated record. Lineage: Eukaryota; Viridiplantae; Streptophyta; Magnoliopsida; Asterales; Asteraceae.